UCCCGUAACGUAGCGGGCGUAAUUUUACCGACACGGAUUCUGCGCGGGAUACCAAUAGGCCAGAGCGAGACUUGUGGCCAUACUAUCUCUUUCUCUAGUCAUGGCGUCGGCGGAGCAGCCUCCGAAGAAGCGGAGGCUAUACGAGCCUCUAGAAGAACCCCCUCAUCCACCACCUUCAGAACCACCGCCACCACAAAAAUUAGACCAGGAUCAGAGCUCCGUAGCUCCACCGCCGACACCACCGCCACUAUCUCAGGAUGAAAUUCUUCUCAGACGGAGGAACAGAGACGAGAUUCGAAGCGUUUACGAUUGUUAUAAGCGAAUUAGGUUUUUUCUUUCUCAGAAAGACGAUGCUUCCAUGCCUGACAUCGAACAGGCUUAUCUAUCGCUCCUUUCCGCUUCCAGAGGUUGUGCAAGUGUACAACGGAUAGUGGCUGAUCUCAUUCCUCGGUAUGCAUCACAUUGUCCUACUGCUCUUGAAGCUGCAGCAAAAGUUGUUAUCAACAUGCAUAACUGGAGUUUGGCAGUGAUAAAUAGAGGAGACGAUGCCGAUGAGGUUGCAUUUCAGACUGCUAAAGCCUGUAUUUUUGGUCUAGUUGACAUCUGUUGCACUGCUUCUUCAGAGGCCCCAACAUCAUCUGUCAUCCGAGGCAUUUGCUCUGCAGUUUUUCAGAAUGUGCUUACCUUCUUCACGUCCUCAUUUGAGGAAAAGGAUAUCUUUCAGAUUGUUGAUAAAGAAAAUUUGAAGAUGCAAGAUUCUGCUGACAUCUUCGCUGAGCUAAAGCAAAAGCUUUCAGAUGAAGAUGCAUCUUCUUUAGUUAAAUUAUCCAAGUUCCGUGCACUAAGCUUACUUCGAAUUUUCUUUUGUUGUCCUAAAAACUUGCUUGCAGCCUCUUUUGAGCUCCUCAACUCCAGUGUGGUGGAGGGAGUCAAUAAAGAGAGCGAGUAUUUUCUUAGGCAGGUGACAAGCAAGCUUGUCCAUGAUGUGGCUCCUGUUUCGGAUAAAACCAGUGACAGACCUGAAUCACGUACAGGUUCUGUUGAAAGAGCCAUGAAAGGCAGUGAGGAGCUAAUAUCGGAUGGCAACCAUUUUUCAGGAGAUGCAUCGCCUGUUCCAGAGAGUUGCUUAUUGGCUUUGGUUCUUGGAAAAGACCGAUCAUUGCAGAGAUGGAUUUUCUCAAAGUUCAAGAAAUUAAAUAACUCGUCAUUUUCUACUACUGUUUCUGAUAUUUUGUCAGCUUUGGAAGGAAUCAUUCAAUCGUUUAAAGAAAUAAUUUCUGUAGAAGGCAGACUGGUAGAUAGUGAUGAGGAUGAUCCUGAUUCAUCUAAGUAUAUUAAUCAGAGAUAUUCGGUGCAUAGGAUCUCUAAUCUACAUGAACACUCCGAUGAUCCAUCUGGAAAGAAAGGUUCUGCUCAUGAUAUUGGAGGCUCGAGGCCCAUGGAUUUCGAAUCUUGUGAGAAUAGUGACGUGUCGCGUGGCCGGUCUUCCGGGGAAUUAUUUUCACCCGCUAGAAGAACUCCAUUAGACUUCAGGAGUAAUUCAUUUGAAGGUAGAAGUAAUUAUUUUCAUGUUGAGAAGAAUCAAGUUUCAAAUAUGGAUUUCAGUAUAUCCACCAUGAGAUCUUCCUGUGGAGGCAUAAAUAAUGCUUUGACUUCUCCUCAACAUCACUUGGGAAUGCCAUGUAAUUCCACAACUCAAAUUGUUUGGCAUUCUGAUGGGGACCCUGCAGCCAUGGAUAUUGUCUCUGCUUCUAAACAGCUCUGGGUGGGUUUUCCAGGACCGGAUACAUCUGAAGCUCAUAUAAGGUUUCAGUUUGAGAGGUUUGGUCCUAUAGAGCAAUUUAUUUUUUUUCCAGUCAAAGGAUUUGCCUUAGUGGAGUACAGAAACAUCAUUGAUGCCAUAAAGGCUCGUGAAUAUAUGCGGCGACAUUUCCCAUGGCGUAUCAAGUUCAUCGAUGUAGGAUUGGGAACUAGGGGUGCAAUGAAUGGCGUUGCGGUUGGUUCAAGUGCUCAUGUUUAUGUUGGAAAUGUUUCAAGCCAAUGGGCCAAGGAUGAGAUUCUGCAUGAAUCAAGGAAAGUGCUUUAUAAGGGUCCCUACACUGUUACUGAGCUUUUUAGUGAAGGUGCAUUACUGAUGGAGUUUGAAUCUCCUGAAGAAGCUGCCUCUGUAAUGGCCCAUCUCAGACAGCAGCGCAAGGAACGAAGUAAUUAUCGGGCACCUCUGAAUGUGGGGCCAUCUAAUGUUGCAGUGCCUCUUAUAGAUGGCGCAAGAUCUGUGCCUACCCAUGUUGAUGCCAGAAACAAUAACCUUGGAACCAUAUCUAGUAACAGUAUUGGGUCACCUCACCCUCGAACCGUACCAGGGAGCCCUGCUGACAGCUGUAGGAUGAGGAUGCCUCACUUGUCAUCCUUACUUUCAUCAUUACGUACAAAAUAUAAUAUCAAUCAGAACUCAAGCUUCUUUGACAAUUAUAUAUCUGGAAACAGCCAUACUGCUAUGACGAGGGAAGAAGAUAAAGUGCCAUCAAAUAUGCUUUGGAUUAGUCUUCCUAAUAUUAGCUCCCCAUUCCUCACAGAUGAUGAGCUAAUGGCCAUUUGUAGUCUGGCUGUCAGCAAUGUUGGGUCUGUAGUCAGGUUGACCCGAGCAAAUAUGCAGAUGGGGUGUGGUUGGUUUGUUGAAUGCAGCAGUGUCGAUGCUGCAAUCACAAUUUUAAAGAAUCUCCGUGGUUCUCCUGGAUUGUUCUUUCAGAUAGAAUUCAGUCAACCAGGAAAGCAGCAUCCUGCACCUUUCUCAAUGAAAAAUGAAAGCAGCUCUAUGGAGCAUGUAUCCCCCAGAAUGAAACUCGAUAAUCAUGCAAAUACAUUACAUUGCGGGUAUUCAUUUCAGUCAAACUGGGCAGUUUCUGGAGAGAUGCCUGAAGUUGGGGUGAGAAAAGUUGAUGGUUAUGAUAGCAGUGCAGGGCUAGAUCCUUCACAACGAGGUGGUCAUGGUGUUUCUGGUUCUGCCGAACAAAUGUGGAUGUAUAAGAAACCUGAAAUUGAGCUACAUUCUGCCCCAGUGAACAUUCCUUGCAUGCCCUUCGCAGCACAGGGACCACCUAUUCCCUCACCACAGCAAAUUCAGUCAUCAUCGUAUAUGCGACCGGUUUACCUGCCUCCAAACAGUUCCUGGGAUGCACGGGGUUUAAAUCAUCAGAUGCCUUUGAACCCUGUCUCGCCAGGUGUAAUGACUAAUAGUUUUCAUGGUAAUGCUGUUGCAGCUCCUUUUAUACCUGCUUCUGUGACACCAUUAGCACAGAUACAAGGAGCUCCAAUGCACCAUUUUGACCAAAUGUUUUCCUUGCCUGUUGCACCGCCACCUUUAUCGUCCCUGCCGCCACCUCAGCCUGAAAUGCCACCUCCAUUGCCUCCAUCUCCACCUCCUUUGCCUCAGUCAAAGCCACCUUCAGUCCCUCCUCCCCCCAGUUCUCCCCCUCCACCUCCUCCUAUUGUAGAACCAUCCAAGACAGAAAGUUCUGUACAGCAUCCUGAAUAUCAGUGGCAAGGUACAUUAUGUAAAAGUGGGGUUCAUUACUGCACAGUUUAUGCACAUAGACUGGACUCUGAUAUUUGCAAAUAUUCAAACGCUCUUUCGGAGCCUUCUGAAUGGCCUGCUAAAUUAGAUAUGACCAAACGCACGGAUUUCCGGCAUGUUAGAUCAACAUUUACGAGUGCCCCACCACAUAAAAGGGAGGUAUGUCAGCUGAUCCCAUCGUCUGCAGGUGACCGUAAAGGCUUUCAGGAUUUCAUAUCAUACUUGAAGCAGAGGGACUGUGCAGGAGUAAUCAAGAUCCCAGCAGUGAAUUCCAUUUGGGCAAGGCUUUUGUUCAUACUUCCCUACUCGCAUGAUGCAUGUUCCAUGCUCUCCAUUGCACCUAAAUCAUCUGAUUGCCUCAUUGCUUUGGUUUUGCCCAAGGAAACAAACUUAGAAUGGGCCCGAGAGUGUGAUGAGAAAUUGGCAUCCAGUGUAUUUUUUCUCAACAAAAUAGAUAAAUUAUUUCGGCGACCACCCACAAACCCAUCCGCUUUGCCGUACUCUGCAAUCUGCACUUCAGGCUCCGACUUCCCCACAUUUCAAGGCGCCCACGCACCCGCACCCCCCCCCCCCUCUCUCCCUCCUGAAAUCAAUCGUGCAAACAUGGCGAGUCGAUACGGUAACAACAGGCAUGAGGUAAACAAGGAGAGUUCCGCUAGAAAGCAAAAUAAAUUCGUGCCCAAAAACCGUAACUCAACUCCAAAAGAAGCGAACCCCAAUUCCAUUCCCACACUCUCUACUUCUCUCAGACAGUCGCUUUCCAAACAAUCGGAUGCCGCCACAACCAGCUCUGGUCCGCCUGCGUUGACAAUGAGUAGGGUUCGAAUGGGGGAGAACGGAGAUUUUGUGUCUAGCACAACUCCUGGCGGCAAUUUCGUAAAUUACUUGCCCCAAGACGAGGCGGUGGCGGCUGGGCUCGGCGCUGAAGAAGGUGGAUUGGAUCCCGUGGAGUCUCAGAGAGUUGUGGAUCUUUUGAACCGAGAGUUGUCGCGUUUGCUCAAGUUGAACGCCAGGAACUUCUGGACAGAAGUGGCGAUGGACACUUCCUUGCUCGAAUUUCUUGAUAGCUUCCUACAGUUUAGGAGCAGAUGGUACGAUUUCCCUCACCAUGGAGCCAAGGGAAUAGUUGCAGGGGUUAUUGUUGGAGAGCUUGAGUUAAGCCGCCGCGUCUUUAUGGUAUUGUAUCGCAUAUCUUCUAAUCGAGAACCUGGCGCUCGGGCCGCUGAUAGUCUUAGUACGAAAGAUUAUGGAGUUAUUUUGCAGGACAAGAAGUUGCUGGAGUUGCCUAAGUUGUUAGAUAUAUGUGCCAUAUACGGUCAUGAAAACAAAGAUUUGACCAGAACACUGGUUGCAAAUGUUUUCAAAGCCCAGCCUAGGAUCCACUAUAACUUAACUGCUGUAAUAUCACAUUUCCUGAGCAUUGUCCACACAAUGGAUCAACGCUGCAGCUCAUCUUUACAGGCCCUACUUUCCACUGGAAGUCGUGAAGACCAUGGAUCCAGUCGACUUCAUUCUGAUUAUUUAGAGGUUAUGGACUUUAUAAAUGAUUCAAUUGUAUCCAUGGAUGCUUUUGUAACUGCAUACAAACCGGCAGCUGUAUACUUCUCUUGCCCUGUUGAGUUAAGUUCUGGGAAUGAGGAAUUGCUCAAUACCCUUGCAAGAUUGCAUGAUUCAUUGCUACCAUCUCUACAACAGGGGUUGAGGAUCAUCCUUCAAGCAGAAGACGGAAUGAUAUCUGAUGUUGCUAUAAGCUUGAAGAUGUUGUCAAUGAGAAUAGUUAAGUUUGGAUGGAAUUUAUUGGAAAUUUGCCAUCUAAGUAAUGAAGUGUUUGAUGAUAGCUUCCCUGUUCCACCAGCCCCAAAGAUGUUUCCAGCAAAUGUAGAGGAUCCCAUCAUUAGGGCAGAUAUUUUAGUUCAAACUUUUAGGGAGAUCAAUGGAGUUUCCCAACAAUUUCAGGAGAAUGAGAACAGGGAAACGUUCCUUCAAAGUGUUGAGAAGGUUUACAAUGUAAUGAGCAGACUUGAGAGUUUGCGGAACACUGGAUGGAUAUACAUAGAUGAUGAACAGUUCCAAUAUCUAUCCGGUAUAAUGAUGCAUCAACCCAAAGCAACUAUUAAGGGACCAAACUAUACAAAAUCCCCUUUGGCAAGCAACAAAGUGCAGAUGGAUGAGGAUGCUGCGAUAAUGGAGUCCAAAAUCAGUCAGAUAAAGGAUCUCUUCCCCGACUUUGGUAAAGGGUUUCUUGCUGCCUGUCUUGAAGCCUAUAACCAGAAUCCAGAAGAGGUGAUUCAGAGAAUUCUGGAGGGAACUCUUCAUGAAGACCUGCUGUCCUUUGACACUUCACUAGAUACAAUUCCAAUGCCCAAGUCUGCUUUAUCUGUGAGCUCAAAUGAUAAAGGAAAAGGGAAACUUGUGGAACCUGCAUCACCAAAAGGGAAAACUGAAUCUACAAAUCCACCAUCUACCACUUCAGUGUCUGUGAUUAGGGAGCAACCACUUGAGGGCCCCUCAUUUUCAUCCUCAUCCUCUCUUGGGAGAUAUGUAAGGAAGCCCCAAGGUGACUUGCCUGAUUCCAAUAUCCUGGAUAUCCGAAAUGAAAAGGAUUCUGUGAUUUCUGGCGCUAUAAUUUCACAGUAUGAGUAUGAAGAUGAGUACGAUGACUCUUUUGAUGAUUUGGGGUUGAGUGUUGGGGAAACAGGAAUGGAGGAAACUGAGAUGAUGGGUGAUAAAAUGAGCUCGAAUCUGGGGAAAUCUUGGGGGACAGAGUCUGGAAGCUCGGUUCAAAAUCCUUCUGGUUCAAAAUGGGGCUCCAGAAAGAAGCCCCAAUUCUAUGUCAGGGAUGGGAAGAACUACAGUUAUAAAGUUGCAGGUUCGGUUGCAGUUGCAAAUAGUGGUGAAGCAGCAUUAGUGUCUCAGGCUCAAGAAGAAUUAAUUUAUGGCCUUGGACGUGGUGGCAACCUUCCUCUUGGUGCGGUGAAGAAGCUGAUAGAGUCAUCUGAGGAACAAGAUGAACAGUUUGAUGUUUCUCAGUCAGAAGGCAGAGGAAAUGUUGGGAACCCGAGGGGCAGGGGAAGAAGGGGAGGGGGAAGGCCAAGAGAGUCAAAUGAGGAACAAAAUAAGCAGUCUGAUGCUUCUGAGGUGGAAGCGAGGGGGAAUUUGGGUAAUCACAGAGGCAGGGGAAGGAGGGGAGGAGGAGGAGGAAGAAGCAAUAAUUACAGGAAGGACCGUGCCAUGAAUAAGCACUUUUCUGGAGUUACUGGCUUUUAGGUUCAUAUAGGUUCUAUAGAUUUACAUUAUACACACUUUUUCUCUAAAUGAUCAAAGAGCUUUAUUUUUGUUUCAGAGCUGCAACUGUACAGUGGUUCGGUUCGUUUUAAAGUUGCCAUAGUUGCAGCCAGCCAGGCAGGGUCUAACCAUUUGGAUCGAUAUUAUAAUAUAUGCUCGUUGAGGUUAUCUUUUGAGAUUCAUUUGAAAUAGAAUUGUGAGUUGUAUUA
Messenger RNA from Juglans microcarpa x Juglans regia, 7068 nucleotides. RefSeq lists its product as uncharacterized. NCBI's taxonomy places the organism in Eukaryota, Viridiplantae, Streptophyta, Magnoliopsida, Fagales, Juglandaceae. The record is from RefSeq and is a predicted model, not a curated record. The transcript is spliced from 19 exons. Gene Ontology annotation, molecular function: RNA binding; ubiquitin binding. The coding region runs from base 101 to 6841 and encodes 2246 amino acids.